Messenger RNA from Bolinopsis microptera, 1736 nucleotides. Its product is annotated as leucine-rich repeat-containing protein 74B-like. The record is from RefSeq and is a predicted model, not a curated record. The transcript has a single exon. Bases 31 to 1464 code for a protein of 477 amino acids. Gene Ontology annotation, molecular function: protein binding. NCBI's taxonomy places the organism in Eukaryota, Metazoa, Ctenophora, Tentaculata, Lobata, Bolinopsidae.
UCAGGAUGUCAAUGCUAAUACAGUAACAAAAUGGUAGAGGCAGUGGAACCACUAGUCAUUGACAGCUUGGCGGACAUUAGAUCAUCGGAAGAAAAGAGAGGAAGUAUUGUGUCAGAUGCCAGAGCUGAUGUUCCAGCUGAUUCUCCAUCUAGUGAUGGAUAUGAAACAGAUCUAGAAAUCGAAGAGGAGAAAACAAACUAUGACACUACCGGUAGAGAGGUUUAUGUCAAUCAAUGCAAGUCUUUGAACAUCAUUCCUGUCAGUUAUUUCUUGCGUAAUAUGCAAGGUAGUGAAAUACAUAUGUCCCAUCAUGGACUUGGACCAAAAGGUACCAAGGCAAUUGCACUUGCUCUUGUUAACAAUACCACAGUUCUGAAGCUUAACCUCGCAGAUAAUGCUCUAGAAGCAGAGGGUGGACUUUAUAUUGCCAACAUGUUGAGAGAAAAUUGUUACAUAACUGUUCUUGAUCUUAGUGAAAACAAGCUUGGAACAGCAGGAGCUAAAAGUUUGGGAGAUAUGCUCCAUAUUAACGUUAAUUUAAAGGAGGUUUACCUAGCAGGGAACAGUUUUACAGACAAAGAUAUUGAGCAUUUUUCUGAGGUUAUGAAAGAUUUCCGUCUAACCCAUUUUGAUUUGAGUCGCAACUGUAUUGGAGAAAAAGGAGGGCUUCUUUUUGGACCAGCUGUCGCAGCAAAUGAAAGCUUAGAGUAUCUCAAUCUGUCAUGGAACAAUAUACGUAGGAAAGGUGCCAUUGCAAUUGCAAAUGGUUUAAAGAACAAUGUGAUGUUGAAGCACAUGAACCUUUCUUGGAAUGGAUUUGGUGAUGAGGGUGCUGUUGCAAUUGGAGAAGCUCUUAAAAAUAACACAAUACUUACUUGGUUGGAUGUCAGCCAUAACAGAAUUACAGCUGAAGGUAUCAAAUUCCUCGCAAAGGCAGUGGAAGCUAAUGAAGGUUUAAAAUAUUUUGGCGUUGCUCAUAACCCAAUUACUUCAUCUGGUGCUUGUCUGCUUUUGGAAAGUUUUGGCAAAAACAGUAGUGCUGUCAUUGAAACUGUCGACAUAACAAAUGUACGAGUAAAUGAAGAUUUGUGGGCUGCUCUUAGAGAAGCUAAGCAGAUUCUGACAAAUUUAAAAGUUAUUCAUCAACCCUUCAUGGAGGGAAGAAAGAAGCCCAACCCAAUUGCAUCCCUUAAAGAUUGGUUGGGCCAUAAUAAACAUUUUGAAUUAGUAGAAGUGUUCAAGAGAUUUGAUGAGGAAGAAACAAUGGAGGUUUCUAAGGAGGUACUGCAUGAAGCCUUCCAGCAAGCACAUUUACCGUUUGACAAAAACAAUAUGGAGAUGCUGAUAGAUCAGUUAGAUGGUGAAGGUAAGGAGGGUGUUAACUACACCACAUUGAUAGACAGUGAUCAGGUAAAAUGGUUAGAUGAGUGUCUUGUCAGAUACAAUGCUAAUAUAAAGGAAUAAGUAAUUUAAAAGUUGUGCUAAUUCUUAUAGAUCACUUUUCUGAUGAGUUUGUUGGCCUUCCAAUCAGGAUAAAAACUAUCCAUAAUUCAGAAUUUUGGAGUCAAUAUAAUAGACAUUCAGUGUUCCUUCUAAUUUAUUUUGUAAUGUAUUGAGUACAUUUUGUCGACCGAAAAGCAAGAUAUUUAUUUUCCAAAGAAUGUUUAUAUUAUUGAAGAUAAUCCUAUUUGAUGUGAUUGAGUGUAAUUAUUUGUAUAUGGAAGAUUUUUACCUAA